CAUGAUGAAAGAGAAAAGAUAUUUUCAUUUGGCAUUCUGUAUUACUGGAACAUUUCAGAGGGCGACGUCCGACUCGUUGACGGUUCAAACGCGUACGAAGGGCGAGUCGAAGUCUUCUCUGGAGGACGAUGGGGUACUGUCUGUGGUCGUCUGUUCGAUGAAGCGGAAGGACGGGUCGUGUGCCACCAACUCGGCCUCGGGAGCGUGGCGUUGAGUUGGAAACCCGUUUCUGUCAUGUACGAUGCGUAUUUUGGCGGGAAUGCUAAUCUACCUAUAAAUCUUGCUGAUGCGAGAUGUGUCGGUGUAGAGGAUCGUCUGACUGUUUGCGAUGGUACAUGGGGAGACGAUGUAGAAGAAUGCGAUCAUUCACAAGAUGUCGGGAUCAUAUGCUCGUAUGGAAAUGAAACGGAAGGAGAUAUCCGAUUAAUCGGAGCUGGUGUUGGUAUCGAAUCAGAAGGUCGAGUUCAAAUAUUACGUCACAAUGAGUGGGGUACUAUCUGUCAUUACUCAUGGGAUCUGAAAGAUGCCGAUGUUGCUUGUCGCCAGUUGGGCUUCGAGAUGGCCAUCCUAGCGACCAGGAACUCCCUGUAUGGAGGUGGAAACCUUGGACAGACGGUGAUGUUGAGUAAUGUAAGAUGUAAUGGAACAGAAGAACAUCUUCUUGAUUGUGAGAAUGAUGGAUGGGGUGUCGAAGACUGUGAACUUCAUCAGGAAGACGCAGGCAUCGUAUGUGAAAGUGAGGUUUUUGAAGGCACAAUGCGACUUUCCGGGGAAGUUAUCACCCAGGAAGGGUAUCACCAAGGUUUACUCGAGAUUUACCACGGAGGUAGUUGGGGUACCGUCUGCAUGGACGAGUCCUUUUUGAACACCGAAGCCGUGGUCGCUUGCCGCCAUCUUGGUUUCAAUAGGGUUGCACGAUUCGGGUUCACCCCCACCUCUGGAUCGGGCGUCAUUAAAUUGGAUCAAGUGAGCUGUUAUGGAUACGAGCUGACACUUGGUAACUGUCGCCAUGGUGUCUGGGGUAACCCUUCACCAUCGUGUACCUCUGAUACGAAUGUCCAGACAAAUGUACUGUUGACUUGUUUUAAUGAACCAGCCACACAUGGUGACGUUCGCCUUGUUGAUGGGUUUACUGUCUCGCAGGGACGUGCUGAAUAUUACGACGAAUAUGAAGAACAUUGGUCAACCAUCUGCAGCUCAACGAGCAUGAAGAGCGAUAUGGAGAUCGCGAACGUCGUGUGUCGACAACUCGGCUACCUGGCCGCCAGCGAAUCGUUCGGACGGUCAUACUUUGGCCCUGGUUCGACUGAUCAGCCCAUUGACGUUGUGCGUUGUAAUGGUUUCGAGGCGGCUUUUAAAGAUUGUGAACACGACCUCCAGAGCGGAGACUGUGAAGGGCAUGAAAAUGAUAUUGGUGUUGUCUGCACUGAUCAAGUUUACGAAGGGAUCGUCCGUCUAGUGGAUGGGUCGGACUACACCAAGGGUCGACUUGAGAUCUACCACGGCGAUCGAUGGGGUACAAUCUGCAACACUAGCUGGACUGGGGACGAUGCUGCGGUUGCUUGCAGGGAAAUGGGAUUGGGAAAUGUCAAGUAUGCUUAUGAGAAUUAUGGACCAGGCAAUGGACCGGUACAUCUAGAUGACGUAGGAUGUCGGGGUACCGAAGUAAACCUGACGAACUGCCAGAAGAGCGAUUGGGGAGUGAGCGAAUGUGGACACGACCAGGAUGUCGGUCUAUCUUGUUUUCUUUUUAAAGAGCCAGAAACGGCUGAAGUUCGCCUAACGGGUGGUUCGAGUUACAAAGAGGGGAGAUUAGAGUUUUACAGUCGUGAAGAUACUUGGUACAGCGUCUGCAAAGACGAGUCCUGGGGUCCAGCCGAGGCGCAGGUUGUCUGUAAUGUACUUGAACUCGAACUCGAAUCCGGAGACGUGGAUUUCGGACCCGCCCUUUAUCCGGGAAUGAUAAGCAACGUUGAUUGUACAGGAACAGAGAGUGAUUUUGAUUUCUGCUAUUAUUACAUCGAGAAUAAUGAUUGUGGAGCAGAAAAUACGGUUGGAAUCGUAUGCAAAGAUGUACCAGUUCCUCCAUCGGAAGGGGAUGUACGGCUACGAGAUGGGGAAACCUUCGAUGAGGGUAAACUUGAGAUAUACCACAAUGGCGUGUGGGGGUACAUCUGCAGGACCAACUGGAAAAAAAGUGAAGCUAAAGUUGCAUGCCGACAACUGGGCUAUGAUCAUGUCAGUAAAGUCAACAUCUAUACGAACUAUAUUUCUAGGCCUGUUCAUCUGGAUCAGGUAGAAUGUGUCGGUUACGAGGAAAGGUUGACUGAUUGUUACUAUACACCUUGGGGUGAUGUCAGCUGUUCUCCGUCGUAUGGAGUUGGAAUUGCCUGCUCAGAAGAUCCAGUACAAGAUCCUAUUGAGGGAUGGGCCAUCGCUCUCAUUGUAAUCGUCUCUUUCCUGGUAUUUGGCUUCGGAGCAAGCUCUAUUGGAUAUAUCCUAUACAAGAAAAGGGCUAUUACUGUUAACAGCGUUUCACAAAGUUAUUCAGGGCAAUAGGAAAUAAAGAAAAUAAUAGCCAUGGUAAAGGAGACAGAGGUGUUCCCUCCUGUGUUCAAGAUCGUCUGCGAAGCAUCGACUCCUUUUAAAACGUAUGUUAUUUACUUCUGAAAUAACCACAAUAUAUUGUGAAAGAGUAAUAUCAACUUCAAUUUCCAUCCAUCACAGCAAAUGGAAUUAUAUUGUUGAAUAUUAUUGUUUUCUUCUUUUCUGUACUUUACUUUUAUCAUGACCUUUUUCGUACUGUACAUUUCUAUGGGAAAAAAAUGAACAUGAUUAUAUUAUGAAUACUAAUGUAUUUUGUAUGUAUUGAAUGGUUUCUAUAGAA
This is a messenger RNA of Lytechinus variegatus (green sea urchin), 2887 nucleotides long. Its product is annotated as scavenger receptor cysteine-rich domain superfamily protein-like. Gene Ontology annotation, cellular component: membrane. The transcript is spliced from 9 exons. The coding region runs from base 235 to 2559 and encodes 774 amino acids. Lineage: Eukaryota; Metazoa; Echinodermata; Echinoidea; Temnopleuroida; Toxopneustidae. The record is from RefSeq and is a predicted model, not a curated record.